This is a messenger RNA of Panicum hallii, 2365 nucleotides long. Its product is annotated as zinc finger BED domain-containing protein RICESLEEPER 2-like. Lineage: Eukaryota; Viridiplantae; Streptophyta; Magnoliopsida; Poales; Poaceae. Bases 329 to 2284 code for a protein of 651 amino acids. The transcript is spliced from 2 exons. Gene Ontology annotation, molecular function: protein dimerization activity; DNA binding. The record is from RefSeq and is a predicted model, not a curated record.
AAGGCGUGGCUCGCCCCGUCGGGCCCGCCUCGUGGUCAUCCAUCGGGGUCGUCGGCGAAGUCAGUCAACGUCUCGCACGGCCGCGCCUAUCCAUUCCUUCCUUAUCGACUCUGCCUGACCUUAUCCUUGUGCGCGCGGGUGAUCGGCCGGCUUCAAUUCCGACUAGCUGCACCACCCAGACGCACGGCGUCCUCUGCUCCGGGCACCGGACGCGCCGGCGCCACCGCCGCCGCGAACUGCUCGAUAUAUCAGCUUCCUUUCGAAUUCGAGGUUGGAAGCGGAGGAUCGAGGGAAGCCAUCAUCGCGUAGCCUCCGAUCCGCUAAGGACAUGGAAGCGGAGGAGGAGCAGAGCGCCCAGGUUCAGGGGCAGCCGGGGCGAAGGCCGCGCAGGGUGGCCCGGCGGCGGUCCGGCGUGUACGAGCACUUCACCCGUUUCAGCGACGGCGACGGGAACGACAGGGCGCGGUGCACGCGCUGCCAGCUGGUGCUCGGCGCGAGCACCAGGAACGGCACCAGCACCCUGUGGACGCACGUCAGGAUUUGCUGGGGAGAAGAAGCCGCCGCCGCUGCGCGGCGGGCACCACGGCCGCCGGUACCCGGCGCUUCUUCCCCGUCACGCUCCCGUGGAUCAUCAUCCCGGGGUCAUCGGGAGACUGAUGGCCUCCGAGACAAGAGUGCAAGUGGUGCGGACCUUGCUCGGAUGAUCGCGCUGCACGGGUACGAUCCGUCGUUCGUGGAGGACGGCUACUUCAGGAGCUUCGUCCGCCGCCUGAACCCUGAAUUUGAGGUGCCCUCGCGCGUCGCCAUUGAGGAGAUGUGCGAUGGGAUCUUUGAUGAAGCAAGGAGGCAUUCCUUCUCCAGGAUAAGGCGCGCUCCCGGGAGGGUCAGUUUGGCAGUGGGUAAAGCUAAAACACCCGAGGCAGGGGAAGUCACCUAUAUAGCAUGCCACUUCAUCGACGAUCAGUGGAAUCUUCAUAAAGUCGUCCUGGAUGCUUUCAUGGACGAUGCAGACUCGGAAGGUCCAAUAUCGGGAGCCUCAUCUGUGUUUGGUGAUCCUGUUGAUGUCGCCGAGAUUGUUAUUUCAGAGCAUGAGGAUAGGCUGUCCAUGGUGGCAUAUGAUAUUACUGACUGCGAUUUUCACCCUGAACUGAAGGAUUACAUCGACCAAGACAUAAAUUCUUAUGCCAGUAAGCUAAGUCGUACCACUGCCACCUACGUGGACGCUGUGCUUCACUCGAUUGCUCGAUGCUUUCUUCCAGCUCCACAUUUCACUAGGGACAUUAUUUCCUGGAACAUGAUCCGUUUAAAUUUGACUAGACAAGAGCGCCUGCAACUUCUUUCGGAGCUUGACCUCGACUUGGAAUGGGCAUUCGGCGAAAGGUGGUGUGCGUGCUACUGUUCUUUGCAGGUUCUAAGCAAGCCAGGCUUUGCUGUUCAGCUUGUAGUCGAAGACCCACGUGUACAACUAUUGUGCAAGGUCUGGGAGCAAGUAUACAGCGGCAUUCAGAGAAUUUCUGCCUCCACCUCUCCCACUUCGAAUCUGUGUCUUGCAGAGCUGCUUAAGACGAGGGAAAUCUUGCAUUCUGAACUAGCACGGGUUAGGGGAGACAACGCAGAGCUUCAAGAAAUAAAUGGUAAUAAUUUAUAUCGUGGCAAAAAUGUCGUAGAUGUUCUUAUAAGGGCAAGUAACAUUCUAGACGAGGCUAUACAAGAUUCGUACCUGAUCUGGUCAGUACCACUUGCACUGGACCCCCGGUACAAACUCAGGUACAUUCGAUUCCGUUUCGAAAAAGCCUUUGGUUCAGAAGCAGCAAAAUUCGUCUCCGAGGUGACGACAAAGAUCAAUAACAUGUAUGCUGCUUACAUUGAAGAGUAUGGUGCAGAUCAGUCAGAUAGUGCAAAUCCGAUGUCGGACACAAGUAGCGCUGACCCAUGGGACCAAGAAUGGAAUGAUCACUGCCGUUCAGAGGAUGUCAUGGCGGCGGCUCAGUCUAACAGCCGUAACCCAGGAACCCAGACGGAACUCGAUCGCUAUCUGCAAGAAGAUCCUCUUGCCCCUGCAACAAAGGAUUUUGACGUUCUCAAGUGGUGGAAGGCUCACAGCUCGGAGUACCCGAUGGUUGCUCGGAUGGCGAGGGAUGCUCUCGCCAUGCCCACAUGCAGCAAGCUUUCUUCUGACCAGCUCGCCCAGGUCAGGAGCAUACUCCGUGGUUAUUCCAAGAAACCGCACGGAGAAACCUUUUCAUAUUCGUCGUCGUCAGAAGGAGGUGACAUGAUUCGGUAGCUCAUAUAAGAUGUAGCGUCUAAACUAUAAUAUAUAAGUCGUUUUGGCAAAUCUAAAUAUAUAAUUUUUAUUAUGCACCUA